This is a messenger RNA of Linum trigynum, 640 nucleotides long. The record is from the annotation of a GenBank genome assembly. Lineage: Eukaryota; Viridiplantae; Streptophyta; Magnoliopsida; Malpighiales; Linaceae.
UCCACAAACACUUGACGUGCAAUAUUAAUUCCUCGCCUUCCCAUAAACAUAAACAGAAAACAACAUAGAUUCCCAAUUCCCUUCCUAGAUUCCAAAUUAUUAACCCGAUCAAUGGCCAGAGCAGGAUUUGUCCGGAUUCUGACCGUUCUGAUAGCCGUUGCGGUUAUGAUUCAUGUGCUUGGCUGCGGAGUGGAGUCUCGGCCGUUCAAAAUAUUGAAGCGGCCCGAUGCGCAGAGUGGUGGGAGCUGGUGGGCCGAUGCGGCCUUCUGGGAGGGAUUGGCCCUUGGGGCGGUGAAGCAAUCGGGGCCCAGCCCAGGCGUCGGGAACAGUUUCACCGAUGCUGCAAAUGAUGGUCCCAGCCCAGGAGUGGGGCACUGAUAGUACUGACUUAAUUAAAAUUUGUUCGUUAUAGUAUACCUCUUUCAUAUAAAGUUCGUUUCUUAAUUAUUUAAUUUAUCUUUAUUUUUUUAAGAUGCGAACCAUUUAGUUUAUCUUCAUGGGCAGCUACUUGGAGCCCUUUUCACAUAUAAUUCACUACUAAUUCUUUUGCUUCUUCACUUUUGGUAUUUCUCUAUAUAGUGGUUGCUGCAAUCAAGUAGUGUAUUAUUGUUACAGAUCAAUAUAAAUAAAAAAAGUGUGG